CCAGAGCAACACACAUAUCAAGAUUCAAAGAGUACUUCUAAAAGGACGUGCAAUGAGAAAGAUGGAGGGCUGGACUUUUGUUAUGUGCCUCUUAAGUGCUACAUUUGCUCUUCCACUGCCACAACAUCCUGGUUAUGUCAACUUCAGUUAUGAGGUAAUGACACCUUUAAAGUGGUAUCAGAGCCUAAUUGGACACCAGUAUCCUCGUUAUGGCUAUGAGCCAAUGGGGGGAUGGUUGCACCACCCUGCAGGACCAAUGACGCACCAAACUCAUUUCCAAAUUCAGCCACCUCUCCAUCAAAUGCAGCCACAGCAACAACCUUUUCCACAUCUGAACCCACAAAUGCAACAACCUGGGCAUAAUCCAUUUGUGCCAAUGACUGGUGGGCAAAACACAAUAAUGCCACAGUAUCAAGCAGGUCAGGCAGGACCAGUUCAACAUCCACUUCCACCACAUGCAGGGGAGCAUCCAAUGCAUCCCUUGCAACCAGCAAGUCCCAAUCAGCCAAUGCACCCCCAGCAACCCGGGAAUCCAAACCAGCCAAUGUACCCAAUGCAGCCACUGCAUCCAAUACAGCCACUGCAUCCAAUACAGCCACUGCCUCCACUGAUCCCAGAUACACCUCUUGAAUCAUGGCCAGCAGUUGAUAAGACCAAGCAAGAAGAAGUGGAUUAAAGACGCCAGCAAACCAGAUUAUAGACAUCAUCACUUCUUUUCAAAAACCCAUCGUUCUACUACAAAUCAUGAUGCACGUUUCCAUUAAUCCAAGUUUUUAGA
This is a messenger RNA of Rhineura floridana, 778 nucleotides long. It is a transcript of the gene AMELX, whose product is annotated as amelogenin X-linked. Lineage: Eukaryota; Metazoa; Chordata; Lepidosauria; Squamata; Rhineuridae. The record is from RefSeq and is a predicted model, not a curated record. Gene Ontology annotation, biological process: multicellular organism development. The transcript has 6 exons. The coding region runs from base 53 to 676 and encodes 207 amino acids.